Coffea eugenioides is the source of this 711-nucleotide messenger RNA. Its product is annotated as two-component response regulator ORR23-like. Lineage: Eukaryota; Viridiplantae; Streptophyta; Magnoliopsida; Gentianales; Rubiaceae. The transcript has 2 exons. The record is from RefSeq and is a predicted model, not a curated record. Bases 7 to 411 code for a protein of 134 amino acids.
UCAUGCAUGGUGCAUGUGACUUUGGUGAAACUUGUUCGAAUUAAGGAGUUCAGGAAUAUUUGGCAACAUGUUAUCAGGAAAAAGAAGUUUGAUACCAAGAAACAAGGCAAGUCUACUUAUGAAGACAAGGCUGUUCAGGGAAAUAAAGAUGUCUGUAACGGGCAUCAGAAUAUAGGUAACAGAGAUCAGAAUGGGAAACUUAAUAAAAAGAGGAAGGAUGAAGAAGAUGAGAGUGAAGAUGAUGGACAUGAUCAUGAAGAUCCAGCAACACAGAUCCAGCCUAACUUUGUUAUUUUGUUACUGGUUGAUAAUAUGACUAUCAGGAAGAGGAUUCAUGUUCGCGUAGAGCAUGUUCAGCCUUCUCGAUGCAAUGAGGAAAUCAAGCAUAGAACAGAAAAAAUAAUGAAUUGAAGGCUGCAGCAAAGGCAAGAGGUGAGGUCAACAAUACUAAGAGGCAACCUGAAGGCCCCAAACCAGGUUUCAUGGUAGAAGGUGCAACUUUGGAGACUGUAACUCCAAUUCCAUAGAAUGUGGUCAAUGAUCUCAAAGGGGGUUACUAAGUUUGUACUGUGUUGGAGUUCUCUCUGUUUGUUUAUUGCUUAAACAAUUGAAGACUAGAAAAUCUGUUUUUCCCCUCAUAGCCUUCAAAUUAGUGCGGGUUUGGUAUUUUUGUAAUAUUAGUAGAGGUAUUGGCCAUUUAGUUUUGUGUUU